CCGUAGAUCUGGUAACGCUGACAGGGCCUUGUCCACCUGCGGCUACGGCUCCGUCAGUGUAGGUGUUGCCAACGUUAUUGUCGAUCAGAUCAACAGAAUGAGUGACAGUGUCAACGAAGCGGCCAUGUUCCUGGCACAGCUGAUCCACGAGAGCGGCGGGUUCCAGCAUCGUAGAGAGAUCAAUGGAGCAUCCCAGAGCUAUGCACCUUAUUACGGUCGCGGCUACAUCCAGUUGACCCAUGACUACAACUAUCGGGAUGCUUCGAGGGCGAUCUUCGGCAAUGACCGACUUCUGCAAGACCCCGACAUAGUGUCCAACAGUGAGGAAAUGUCGAUGCGCGUUUCGGUUUGGUUCUGGGAGGCGAAAGUUCGUCCCGGUGGAGGACCUGCGAGGAACAACUUCGGACUGACAACCAAGGCGAUCAACGGUGGCUUGGAGCCUCCGGGCUGUGAUCUAGCACGUAGGCGGUAUAAUCUCUAUGUUCAGGUGGCAAGAGCUCUUGGAGUGUCGAACAUAGCCAGCGAGUGAAAGUGACAGUUCACGUACGUACGCGUACAAAUUUAAGCUCGAAGUUUUCAAUAAAGUGUUGAAAGCA
Messenger RNA from Aedes albopictus (Asian tiger mosquito), 596 nucleotides. RefSeq lists its product as uncharacterized. Bases 98 to 529 code for a protein of 143 amino acids. The transcript has a single exon. The record is from RefSeq and is a predicted model, not a curated record. Gene Ontology annotation, molecular function: chitinase activity. NCBI's taxonomy places the organism in Eukaryota, Metazoa, Arthropoda, Insecta, Diptera, Culicidae. Gene Ontology annotation, biological process: cell wall macromolecule catabolic process; chitin catabolic process.